CUCUCUCUCUCUCUUUCUCUCUUUCUCUCUUCACCAUUUCUUUAUCUUCCAUGGAAAAACAAUCAUCAACUACAAACUAAAAACAUGUUUCUAAAGUUGUUUCUUCUCUUGUCUUUGGUCUCCUUCUCACACUCAGACUCUUCCACAGUUUCUUGUCCUAACGGCACAGACUUCCGUCAAUUAACCAGAGUUUUCCGUUACGUCUCCGGUUUCAACUCUUCUUGGUUCUCUUCUAACUGCUCCGCCGUCAUCACUCACGUCGUUCUUCCGUCGAGAAACCUAAACGGCACCGUUUCUUGGAACCCUUUACGUAAUCUCACGCGCUUACGUGUUCUUGAUCUCUCCAACAACUCUCUCGAUGGUUCUCUUCCCACUUGGCUCUGGUCUAAACCAGGUCUUCUCAACGUUAACCUCUCCCGGAAUCGGUUUGGUGGCUCUAUCCGAGUGAUUCCAUUUAACGGUUCGGUUUUGUCUUCGGUUAAGGAGUUGAAUCUCUCGUUCAAUCGGUUUACCAACGCGGUUAACCUAACCGGGUUUACAAACCUCACAUCUCUCGACCUUUCGCACAACAAUCUCGGUGUUUUGCCUCUUGGUUUGGGUUCUCUCUCCGGUUUACGCCACCUUGAUAUCUCAAGAUGUAAAAUCAAUGGUAGUGUUAAACCGAUUUCCGGUUUAAAGUCAUUGAAUUACUUGGAUUUGUCGGAGAACUCAAUGAACGGUUCGUUCCCGGUUGAUUUUCCGAAUCUUAACCAUCUCCAGUUCUUGAAUUUAUCUGCAAACCGGUUUUCCGGUUCGGUCGGAUUUGACAAAUACCGAAAAUUCGGCAAAUCGGCUUUCUUACACGGUGGCGAUUUCGUCUUCAACGAUUCCAAAAUCCCUAAUCACCACCGUCUCCACCAUCUCACUCACCGGAGUCCUCCACCGCCGCCUCGUCAUCGAAACGUCAAAACGCAUCGUUUAAAACACGCUCCUUUGGUGAUUGGUUUAUCGUCUUCAUUAGGAGCUUUGAUAAUCCUAAUCCUCGCGGUGGCUAUAAUUUUAAUCCGCCGGAGAAUGAAAUCGGCGAGGACGAAAUCGAGAUGGGCGAUUUCGAAUCCUACACCGUUAGAUUUCAAAAUGGAGAAAUCUGGACCGUUCGAAUUCGGAACGGAGUCAGGUUCGUCGUGGGUCGCCGAUAUAAAAGAGCCAACGGCGGCUCCGGUUGUGAUGGCAUCUAAGCCGUUGAUGAAUCUGACUUUCAAGGAUCUGAUUGUUGCCACGUCACAUUUCGGAACGGAGUCCGUUAUAUCUGACGGUACUUGUGGUCCACUUUACCGUGCCGUUUUACCCGGAGAUCUCCACGUGGCGAUCAAAGUUCUUGAGAGAAUCAGAGACGUUGAUCAAAACGACGCCGUUACUGCGUUUGAAGCAUUAACUCGGCUUAAACAUCCAAAUCUUUUGACUCUCUCCGGUUAUUGCAUCGCAGGAAAAGAGAAGCUUAUAUUAUAUGAAUUUAUGGCUAAUGGAGAUCUUCACCGAUGGCUACACGAGCUCCCGGCAGGAGAAACCAACGUGGAAGAUUGGAGUGCCGAUACAUGGGAAAGUCACGUCGGAGACUCAUCGCCUGAGAAAACAAACUGGCUAAUACGUCACCGUAUAGCCAUUGGAGUUGCACGUGGUUUAGCCUAUCUUCAUCACGUUGGUACUACUCAUGGACAUUUGGUCGCAACCAACAUCCUCCUAACCGAAACCCUAGAGCCGCGAAUCUCUGAUUUUGGUAUAAACAACAUCGCGAAAACCGGAGAUGAUAGUAAUAACAACAAUGUAGAAUUCGAUGUGUAUAGUUUCGGGGUGAUUUUAUUUGAGCUAUUAACCGGGAAGCAAGGGAGGGAUGAGAAUGUUAAAUCAGUUCGACGGUUGGUUAAGGAGAGAAGAGGAGAGGAAGCUCUUGACUCGAGAUUGCGGUUAGCGGUUGGAGAAUCGGUUAAUGAGAUGGUAGAGAGUCUUCGGAUUGGUUACUUUUGCACGGCGGAGACGCCAGGGAAGCGACCAACAAUGCAACAAGUCUUGGGUCUUCUUAAAGACAUACGUACGGUUUCACGUUGAGUUAGGAAAAAGAAUGGGUUUAGAUAAAUCAUGUGAGUAUUA
Molecule: messenger RNA, 2127 nt
Organism: Arabidopsis arenosa
Lineage: Eukaryota; Viridiplantae; Streptophyta; Magnoliopsida; Brassicales; Brassicaceae
Source: the annotation of a GenBank genome assembly